Messenger RNA from Passer domesticus (house sparrow), 543 nucleotides. Its product is annotated as acanthoscurrin-2-like. The transcript has a single exon. The record is from RefSeq and is a predicted model, not a curated record. The coding region runs from base 1 to 543 and encodes 180 amino acids. Lineage: Eukaryota; Metazoa; Chordata; Aves; Passeriformes; Passeridae.
AUGUGCGGGACCGGGAACGGCGGGAUCGGGAACGGCGGGACCGGGAACGGCGGGAUCGGGAAUGGCGGGAUCGGGAAUGGCGGGACCGGGAACGGCGGGAUCGGGAACGGCGGGGCUGGAAGGGACACGGGAGAGCAUCCCGGGAUGUGCGGGAUCGGGAACGGCGGGACCGGGAACGGCGGGAUCGGGAACGGCGGGACCGGGAACGGCGGGAUCGGGAACGGCGGGAUCGGGAAUGGCGGGACCGGGAACGGCGGGAUCGGGAACGGCGGGGCUGGAAGGGACACGGGAGAGCAUCCCGGGAUGUGCGGGAUCGGGAACGGCGGGACCGGGAACGGCGGGAUCGGGAAUGGCGGGACCGGGAACGGCGGGAUCGGGAACGGCGGGGCUGGAAGGGACACGGGAGAGCAUCCCGGGAUGUGCGGGAUCGGGAACGGCGGGACCGGGAACGGCGGGAUCGGGAACGGCGGGACCGGGAAUGGCGGGGCUGGAAGGGACACGGGACAGCAUCCCGGGAUGUGCGGGAUCGAACAGCAGAUUUAG